UAUAAGAUUAUUGUGGAGGGGGCAAACUUAUUUAUCUCACAAGAUGCCCGUUUGGCACUUGAGCGCUGCGGCGUUGUGCUGUUUAAGGAUGCGUCCGCAAACAAGGGCGGUGUCACUUCCUCAUCGCUCGAGGUCUAUUCGGGGUUGGCUCUCUUGGACGAGGAACAUGAAAAAUACAUGUGUGCCACCAGUAAAGAGAACACGCCGGAGUUCUACAAGAAAUACGUGAAGGAUAUUAUUGACCGCAUUGAAGAUAAUGCUCGGCGGGAGUUUGAGGCCAUCUGGCGUGACCACGAGUCCCACCCAGGGAUGUCAAAGACACUUAUUUCAGAUACUCUCAGUGAGAAAAACGUUAAGGUGCGUGCCAACAUUCUUGCAAGUGAUGUGUUUAAGAAUAAAAAGCUUGUACGGUAUAUUCUUUUCCAUUACACCCCAAAAACACUCCUUGAAGUGGUGCCAGUGGAUGAAUUGAUGAAUCGGGUUCCCAUUGCCUAUCAGCAUGCCAUUUGUGCCAUGUGGCUUGCAUCCGAGUACGUGUACUCCACAGGAAUUGACAGCAAUGAGUUUGACUUCUUCUCAUUCAUGAGCGCCCACAUUGAGCGCGCGUCGGCCAUGGCGAAGGAACAAUCACGUUGA
This is a messenger RNA of Trypanosoma cruzi, 636 nucleotides long. RefSeq names its product glutamate dehydrogenase, putative. The annotation marks the transcript as partial. Gene Ontology annotation, molecular function: L-glutamate dehydrogenase (NAD+) activity. NCBI's taxonomy places the organism in Eukaryota, Euglenozoa, Kinetoplastea, Trypanosomatida, Trypanosomatidae. The record is from RefSeq and is a predicted model, not a curated record. Gene Ontology annotation, biological process: L-glutamate catabolic process. The transcript has a single exon. Gene Ontology annotation, cellular component: mitochondrion.